AUGCUGAACCCGUCUUACGAUUUGCCUAGCAGAAAAGUUAUAUCAAAUAAUUUAAUUCCGCAAUUGUAUACUUCUGCUGUUCAAGAAAUAAAAAAGCAAUUAGAAAUUCCUGAAGCAGUUACAUUAACUACGGAUGGAUGGACGUCUAUAAACAAUGAGGGAUUUUUGGCCAUAACCGCUCAUUUUAUUGAUGAGAAUUGUUUAAUGAAAGCAUUUUUAUUAGAUUGCUUCAUCUAUUCAGAGCGACACACGGCAGUAAAUCUUGCCAGUGAAAUUAAAAGGGUUCUUCUAGAAUGGAAUAUACAAGAAAGUCGUAGCUAUUGUAACAGAUAA
Psylliodes chrysocephalus is the source of this 333-nucleotide messenger RNA. The record is from the annotation of a GenBank genome assembly. NCBI's taxonomy places the organism in Eukaryota, Metazoa, Arthropoda, Insecta, Coleoptera, Chrysomelidae.